ACAAACCAGGAAGAGAAUCCAGUAAACUAUCACCAUGAUUAUGCAAAUGAAGAUAGCAUAGUGAUUGAUGGGAGAGUCACGCCUGAAUCGGCAAGAAUUAAUUUAGAAGAACCAUCCACGAGUAGAUCUGCAUUGAACUUCUCAGAUGUGUUAACAAGGCCCUCUCUCCAUCGGAGCCAUUUGAACUGUACCAUGUUGGAUUCCACAGUACCGCACUGUCAACCCUCUACAUCUUCUUCGCUUGGCAUUGGCAGUCCUGGACUGUCUCUUGUAAAAGAAAUAAAAGAUUCUACCUCUCAGCAUGAUGAUGACAACAUCUCAACAACCAGUGGCUUCUCUUCUAGAGCGUCUGAUAAAGAUAUCACCGUUUCAAAAAAUAGUUCAGCACCACUGCUGUGGUCCACAGAGGCUGAAAGAUCUCAUUCCCUCUCACAGCAUCCUGCAGCUAGCUCUAAAAAACCUGCAUUCAAUUUAUCUGCUUUUGGGUCUCCCUCUCCUUCACUUGGAAACACUUCUGUCUUUAAGACAAGUCAACUCGGGGAUUCUCCAUUUUACCCUGGAAAGACCACUUAUGGUGGUGCAGCCGCAGCAGCAAGAGAGACAAAAGCGCGAAUUGCUUCUUAUCAGCCACCAGUAAGAAGGCAAAUGAAAGCUAAACAAGCAAGCGUGCAGUCCUAUGGUGUGACAAGUUCCACAGCACGGCGCAUCUUGCAGUCAUUGGAGAAGAUGUCAAGUCCUUUGGCGGAUGCUAAAAGGAUCCCAUCUUCUGUUUCUAGUCCACUGUCUUCUCCUGUGGACAGGAGCUUGCUGAAUAUUACUAGCUUCCAAUCCAAACGACGACAGAUGGAAUUGCAGCAACCACCUGUCCAGAAACUUGUGACACCAAAGGCAAUCUCCCUGUCAGUGAGUCGGACCCAGUAUUUUAAACCAUCUCUGACUCCAGCUACUGAUUCCAGCAAAAUUCACCAGAGGGUAGAUAUAAAGCACAAAAGCAUGAGAGAGAAGAGUUUUCCUGCAGAACAGCAAGUAAAACCAUCUGAAAGCAAUUCAACCUAUCCCAAAUUUGGUACUCCUGCAUCCAAUGGCCUGUCUUCAGGAGGAGGAGUGGGUGGUGGCGGCAAGAUGAGAAGGGAAAGAGAACACUAUGUAUCAAAACUUGGACAGGAACAACAGGAAGUGGAGGAACCAGUACUACCGAAGGUACCCCUACCCAUCGGUACUGCAUCGCUGCCUUCCUUCACCUUUAGUUUUCUUGCCAGUAGCACUGUCUCAUCGUCACCAAGUGCUGUUUCAACGGCAGUGAUGAACAAGGUACAACCAGCAAGUAAUGUUGGCAGUCCUGUGUUCAGAUUUUCAUCUCCAAUUGUGAAAUCUACUGAGGCGGAAGUGCUACCUCCGUUGUCUCAGAUUGGGUUUACAUUUAGUGUUCCUGUUGUAAAAUCAACAGAGCUUUCUGGAUCCAGUGAUACACCAGUGACAUCCUUACUUACUUUAGAUACCACCACUGUAAACAGCACCAGCAAUAAGAUGGGAAAAGAAGAAGAAUACAAUGGCCCCUCCAAACCUGCAAAGGUCUUAAAAGAAGGAAGUGUGUUAGACAUUCUAAAAAGCCCUGGCUUUAUGACUGUGAAAACACAUUCCUCUACAUCUGCACAGCCUGUUACAAGCACAGUGGUCUAUACAAGGCCUGCAAUAAGUAGUUUUUCUGCAGGUAAAGACACCUCUAAACAAGCAUCCUCAUUUUGGCAGUCUGACACAUGCGACCCAUGUCUGCAAAACAAAACCACAGAUGGCAAAUAUGUAACAUGUGAAGCUGCUAAAGUGUCAACAGUUGAGAAUACAAAGCAGACAAUAAGCUCAAGUCAAUGUGUCACCUCUAAAGCAGUAGUCCCUACAACAGGAACAUUGGGCUUUGAAGACAAAUUUAAGCCAGCACCCAACACGUGGGAUUGUGAUACUUGUCUGGUCCAGAACAAACCUGAAGCUACAAAAUGUAUAGCAUGUGAGACACCAAAGCCUGGAACAGGAGUAAUGCCUGCUCUGACAUUGCCAGUGGUCACAGACAGCUCGGUGACGGUGACGUCUUCCUCCAGCAGCACUGACACAACAGUCACUCUGGGGUUUGGAGACAAAUUUAAGAAGCCAAAAGGCUCUUGGGACUGUGCAGUGUGCCUUGUUUCAAAUAAGGCAGAAGACAGCAAAUGUGUAGCUUGUCAGUCUGAGAAACCAGGGAGUUCAGUGCCUGUGACCAGUAGCAGCGUUUCUGCAUUUUCUGCUUCUUCUGGAGGAUUUCUGGAUUUAGACAAAUUCAAGAAGCCUGAAGGAAGCUGGGACUGUGAGGUCUGUUUAGUCCAAAACAAAGCAGAAGCCACAAAAUGUGUAGCCUGUGAAAGUGCAAAACCAGGCACCAAAGCAGAGCUCAAAGGUUUUGGUACUGCUACUGUGUCCACAAAUGCUGCAAUGCCAUCAUUUACAUUUGGUGUCCAGCCAUCCUCCUCUGAAUCUUCUCAUACAUUAGGUAGCACAGGAAGUUUUAAAUUUGGAGAACAAGGGAGCUUCAAGUUUGGCAUUGCAUCUGAAUCUGCAUCCUGCAACACUGCGGCUGGGGGAUUUAAGUUUCCUGCUAGUGCAGGGGACUUCAAAUUUGGAGUUUCUUCCUCAGACUCUAAAUCAGAAGAUAUUAACAAAGAAGGUAAAAGUAACAGUUUUACCUUUGGACUUUCAUCUACAAGCAGUCAGGCUCCUUCAGCAUUUCAGUUUGGGACAGCGAGCCUGGGACAGCAGGAGAAGAAAGAGGAACCAGUUUUGGGAGGCUUUGGUUUUGGCACAAGUUCUGCUUCUUCCAUAACUACUAAUGAGAAUAAAACCGGAGUCAGUGGCUUCACUUUUGGAACUGUGGCAGAAAAGGAGGCAGCAUCACCCGCUUUUCCAUUUAAGAAGACAGAUGAGAAAAAGGAUGAAACUCUUCCAGCCAAGGGAGGCUUCUCUUUUGGCACUGUGGAGUCUGCACCUGCCUCACAGUUUGUUUUGGGAAGGACAGAAGAGAAACAGGACUCUGUCACUUCUGCUGCUCCAUUAACAUUUGGAAAGAAAGCUGACAGUGAAGAGCUAAAGGCACAACCUAUCUUUUCAGCUGGGACGGCUGAGCAUACCAAAGAGGAGAGCACAGCAAAACCUAUGUUCAAUUUUAGUUUUGUUAAACCAUCGGAGAAGGAGAGUGAGCAGGCAAAGCCAUCUUUUGCAUUUGGGGCACCAACUAGUACUUCAGAUCAAGGAGCAACAAAGCCAUCCUUCAGCUUCUUGAGCUCUAGCUCCUCAAGCACAGUUGUACCCACCACUUCAGCCAACAGCAGCAGUGUGUUUGGCAGCGCCAUCUCUUCCUCAAAUCCUCAGCCCGUUCCCGCUCCCUUUGUGUUUGGACAACCCAGCAACACUGUGAGCAGCUCUGUUUUCGGCAAUUCUGCAGAAUCUGCAGCAUCUCAGUCAUUUGGCUUCUCUCAAGAAAACAAACCAGCAACCACAUCCUCCAGCACUGGCACGGCUCUUGCUUCAUUUCUCUUUGGUUCAGGUGCCAGCAGUACCAAUGCAGCAAAUUCAGGCUUCACCUUUGGAGCCACCACCACGUCAAGUUCAACAGGGUCAUCCUCUCCGUUUCUGUUUGGCUCUGGGCCUGCAGCACCUGCUGCCGGGCCAACGUUUGGUGCCAGCCAGCCACCAGCAUUUGGCCAGAGCCAAGGGUCCAGCCAGCCAAGCGCUCCAAGUUUCGGGUCACUGUCGACACCAUUGUUUUCAGCUGGUGCUCAGCCUGCUCCUCCUGCCUUUGGCUCGGUGACAAGCAGCACUCAGCCCUCUGUGUUUGGACAGCAAGCGACCCAACAGCCAGGGUUUGGCUCUGGUACCCCCAGUACUGGUUCUGUAUUCCAGUUUGGAAGUAGUACUUCUAAUUUCAACUUCCCAAAUAACCCAGGAGUAUUUACUUUUAGUGCAAAUCCUUCUGCACCAGCAGCACCGGCACAGCCUGCUGGCUCUUCAGGAUUUUCGUUCAGCCAGCCUCCAGCAUUUACAGUGGGGUAAGAGACCGUAUCAGAAUUUCGCUUGAGCUUCGGGUAAUAUCAGUGGACAGUGUUCAGCCUCUACUGCUGUUAAAUCAUGAGGUGUUCAGAUGAACUUUCAAGUUUGAAACUAAAUUGGGCAUCCUUCCUUGUACUAGCCUGUCUGGGUAACUAAGCAACGGUAUCUUUAAAGGAGCCUAGCUGUCAGAAAUAUCAACGUAUGUGAAAUUGUCUUGUUCUUGAAAGGUAAAAUCCGUAUCUAGCCAUUAUGCUGCUACUUACCUUCUGAAUAAGAGAGAUUUAAUUGCUUUUGGUUUCUGGAACUCUCUCCCUCCUGUUCAUCAUAUGCCAUUUGUUGCCAGCGGGUAACAGUUGUUCUGGAGUAUCUACUCAGUGCUGCUACUGAAUUUUCAGCUACACUGUCCUAAACUCUGAACUACUAAUUUCUUUUGAUAGGACUAAUGGGAAAAAUGUUUUCUCUGCCUCUGGAUCUUCAGUUUCUGGUCGGAAGAUAAAGACUGCAGUUAGACGUAGAAAAUAAUCGCCCGAUUGGUAUCGCAACUUUCGAAGCAGCUACUACCCUGCAUUGUUCAGUUGUUGGGAUCGUACCUCAUGCUGGGUUAGCUGAAGUCAGAUCUGCCUAAAGGAAUAGAAAACUCUGCUGCCCUUCCCUUCCCUCUCCCCAGUUAGGUUUUUUUUUUUUGGUAACGAAUAGAGUUGGCAACAGGGCCGUUCGUUCUCAAGCAAAACUAUUUUAGAUUCCAGCAAGUUCCUUCUUUCACUGACUCGGCAUGGUCUGGCUGUAGCCGUGAGUAGAGCCUGCACAGUGAAUGGCUUGUACAAUACCUCCUCAUCUGCACCACUAUGUGCGCUCAUCUGCGUUUACUGACGCCUCGAAAUUGUAAUUAUAUCAGCGAGGGAUGCUGUAUAGAGUAGAGAAUGUUGAUAACGAAUGAUUUCUAUGCUGAGUUUGUGCUGGUGUAUGUGUGAAGUGAGUGAGUUUGGGUGUAUUGUGCACUAAAAUUUUCUGAUAGAGGAAGACUGAUUAAAGGAUGAUCCGUGCUAAGGACUUGUUAGAUCUGUAGUUCUUCAUUUAAUAAUUAUGCUAUUUCUAUAUUUUCAUUCUUACAGCCCUUUAUCACCUGUCUCGCCUUUGUUAUUUUAUUAUGAAACAUGUGUAAAUACAAUUUUGUUUCUCUAUGUACUUUUUUGGCAUAACAAAUCUGUGAAAUUGAAAUUUUAAUUUUGUGUGUUACGGCCAUUUUUGUUUAGUAUUGUCUCAGAUUUUAUGUAAAUCCCAUUAUUCAAAGUUGCCUAAAUCCAUUUAGAAAAUCUUUAAAAUUGGGAAUUCUUAAAGUAAGUUUAUUGGCUUUUCUGAUCCAUUUUUGUUUGGACCAAAAACCAGUAUUGUACAAAGUAUUAAGUAUAUAUUUUUAUAUUUACUGAAAUGGACUGUGGUGACUUUGGAUAAUAAGGAAAAGUUUAAUAUUAAAGCCAUGUUUAUUACAGUAUAAUUAACAUGUUAAACCAUGGGAUAAAUGCCAUCAAUAAAACUAUGAAAUACUGGCUGGCAGUUGUAACUCUCCUUGAAGGCAGCUGCAGCUCUGUGAGAUGAUUCACUCCACCUGAGCAAUGUCACAUGCUUUCUCCAACCUCUGCUUUCUGACAGAUGCUGAUUUUAGAUGAUCUUAAAUUAGUUAGGGGUUCCCUGGCACAAAGCAGAGUUUUAUUGUUGACUUAAGCUCAGAGCCCAUAUGUCAGGGUGUCAGUUGUCUGGCUGCAAGGGUUGCGGUUAAUUUUUAUAGAGAUAUUAAAAAAAAAAUAUGCUAAUUUUACAAACAUUCACCACCAUU
Molecule: messenger RNA, 5905 nt
Organism: Athene cunicularia (burrowing owl)
Lineage: Eukaryota; Metazoa; Chordata; Aves; Strigiformes; Strigidae
Gene: NUP153
Product: nucleoporin 153
Exons: 20
Coding region: 193-4074 (1293 amino acids)
Biological process (GO): protein import into nucleus; RNA export from nucleus
Cellular component (GO): nuclear pore
Molecular function (GO): structural constituent of nuclear pore
Source: RefSeq, a predicted model, not a curated record